CCAAUGGCGGUGAUGGCACUGAUGGACCUGGCACAGGGCUGUGUGACCUUUGAGGAUGUGGCCAUUUCCUUCUCCCAGGAUGAGUGGAGUCUUCUUGAUGAGGCUCAGAGACUCUUAUAUUGCAAUGUGAUGCUAGAGAACUUUGCACUUACAGCCUCACUGGGACUUACAUCUUUCAGGUCUCAUGUCGCUGCCCAACUGGAGAUAAGGAAAGAGCCCUGGGUGCCUGAUACUGUGGACGUGACUCCAGCUUUGGCAAGAGGGACUUAUAAGGGGCCUGGCUCUGGUUUUUGGCAUGGAAUGAAGGGCCAGGACUCGACUUCUGAGCAUAAUAUUUUUGUAGAAGUUGUAACACAGGAUGGGAAUCCCAAGGCAGGUCUGUCCAUCCAGAAGGAGUACCCUUGUGACAUAGGUAGCCUGCUCUUAAAAGACAUUUUAUACCUGGUUGAACACCAGGCAGCACAUCCCAGUCAGAAACCAUACAUGUAUGGGGCAUUUGGGAGAGGAUUUGGGUUCAGUGCAAACCUUCACAAGCAACAGAUACAACAGAAUGUGGAGAAGCCCAACAGAAGAGAUGAGGUCAAGGCCUCAUUUGUGAAGAGCUGCAGAGCCUACUUGUCAGAGGAGACUUUCACAAGUAGGGAGGGUGGGAAAGACUUCAUUGCCACAUCAGGCUUUCUCCAGCCUCAGGUCAUUCACAGUCUUGGGGAGCCACAUAGGAGCACUGGAGGUGGAAUGGGUGUUCACACUGUGCAAAAGAAUUAUAAGUGCAAUGAAUGUGGAAAAACAUUCAGUGACAGAUCCACACUUGUUGAGCACCAGAGAAUCCAUACUGGAGAAAGGCCUUACGAGUGUGGGGUAUGUGGGAAAUGCUUUAGACAGACCUCUACCCUCAAUAUACAUCAAAGAGUUCAUACUGGAGAAAGAUCUUAUGAGUGCAGCGAAUGUGGAAAAGCCUUCAGCCACAAAACCAGAUUUAUUCAGCAUCAGAAAAUCCACACUGGCAAAAGACCCUAUGAGUGCAGCGAAUGUGGGAAAUUAUUCAGCCAGUGCUCCAGCCUGUUUCAACACCAGAGAGUUCACACUGGAGAAAAGCCUUAUGAGUGCCGUGAAUGUGGGAAAUUCUUCAGACACAUCUCCAGUCUCAUCAAACAUCGGAGAGUUCACACGGGAGAACUACCUUAUGAGUGUGGUGAAUGUGGGAAAUUCUUUAGCCAAAGCUCUAACCUCAUUCAACAUCAGAGGGUUCACACUGGAGAAAGGCCUUAUGAGUGCAGUGAAUGUGGGAAAUUAUUUAGCCAAAGCUCUAACCUAAUUAAACAUCGGAGGGUUCACACUGGUGAAAGCCCUCAUGAGUGCAGUGAAUGUGGGAAAGCCUUUAGCUACAACUCCAACUUAAUUAAACAUCAGAGGGUUCACACUGGAGAAAGGCCUUAUAAGUGCAAUGAAUGUGGGAAAUUCUUUAGCCAUAUCUCCAGUCUCAUUAAACAUCGAAGAGUCCACACAGGUGAACAGCCCUAUGAGUGCAGUGAAUGUGGGAGAUUCUUUAGCCAAAGCUCCAGCCUCAGCAACCAUCGGAGACUUCACACUGGUGAACGACCUUAUGAGUGCAGUGAAUGUGGGAAAGCCUUCAGCCAAAGCUCUGACCUCAUAAAACAUCAAAGAGUUCACAGUGGUGAGCGACCUUAUGAGUGCAGUGAAUGUGGGAAAGCCUUCAGUCAAAGGUCUAAUCUUAUUCAGCACCAGAAACUUCACAAACUACAUAGGCCUUAUUAGUAGCAGUGUGGGAAAGCCUUCAGCCUAACUUCAUUUAGCACUAGAAAGUUCACAUUGGAGAAGGGCCUUAGAAGUGCAGUGAAUGUGCUCCUCUGUGCAACAUAA
Messenger RNA from Orycteropus afer afer, 1881 nucleotides. The record is from RefSeq and is a predicted model, not a curated record. Lineage: Eukaryota; Metazoa; Chordata; Mammalia; Tubulidentata; Orycteropodidae.